Molecule: messenger RNA, 5846 nt
Organism: Pseudopodoces humilis (Tibetan ground-tit)
Lineage: Eukaryota; Metazoa; Chordata; Aves; Passeriformes; Paridae
Gene: NCALD
Product: neurocalcin delta
Biological process (GO): calcium-mediated signaling
Molecular function (GO): calcium ion binding; actin binding; tubulin binding
Source: RefSeq, a predicted model, not a curated record
GCCCGCUGGAUGCUGGAGACAUCCCCGCCGCCGCUCAACCUCGGGGCUGCCGGAGCAUGGACUAUUAAAAACUUGCCUUUCUGCAGUGCGAGGCUGUCUGAAAAGCCUUUGCCUAGUGCCUACAUCUGAGAUGUUGUAAAACCAAGGACCAGAUACUCCCGUGACAUUCCAGACUUCCUCUUACUUGUUUGGUUGACCAGUUAUCCUGGAUGCUGCUCAAAGAAUAAUUGAUUUGAGGAUUUGUCUGCUGAGCAAUCAGGUAAUACUUUAACUCCAAUAUGGGAAAGCAAAACAGCAAACUACGCCCUGAAGUCAUGCAAGAUUUGCUAGAAAGCACAGACUUUACAGAACAUGAGAUCCAGGAGUGGUACAAAGGCUUCUUGAGAGACUGUCCAAGUGGACAUUUAUCUAUGGAGGAGUUUAAAAAAAUAUAUGGAAACUUUUUUCCUUACGGGGACGCUUCUAAGUUUGCAGAGCACGUAUUCCGCACUUUCGACGCCAACGGAGACGGAACAAUAGAUUUCAGAGAAUUCAUCAUAGCCCUGAGUGUAACGUCGAGAGGAAAACUGGAGCAAAAGCUGAAGUGGGCAUUCAGCAUGUACGACCUUGAUGGGAACGGCUACAUCAGUAAGUCAGAGAUGCUGGAAAUCGUGCAGGCAAUCUAUAAGAUGGUUUCUUCUGUAAUGAAGAUGCCAGAAGAUGAGUCAACACCAGAGAAGAGGACUGAGAAGAUCUUCCGCCAGAUGGACACCAACCGUGAUGGAAAGCUCUCUCUGGAAGAGUUCAUCCGAGGUGCCAAGAGUGAUCCGUCCAUAGUCCGUCUCCUGCAGUGUGAUCCCAGCAGUGCCGGGCAGUUCUGAACCUGUCCUUUGGAUGAAUUAUGUAUCUGCUUUUUUUUUUUUUUUUUCUUGCCAAACAACAUUCAUGGUAGUGUUGCCUCUGUAUGGCCAAUUAUUGCCUUCAUUUGUGGCAUCUUAUAGCUUAUUUUGUUGUGGAUUAAUUAUAAGAAUGCUGAAUUGCUCUUAACAAUUUGUCCAGAGCACGGGCAGUACUGUUUUAAACAGAUAAUGUAGUGUUAUCAUUGUUUUUAAAAUUUCAUUUUGUUUGUUUGUUUGUUUGUUUGCAUCUGUUUUGGAAAGUAUGUGUUGAGGAGGAGUAAACCAACAACAAACCCCUUGGCAGCAAGACUCACUGACAGAUUUUAGAUUGCUGCUUUAGUUGUUAGGUAUUCACCUGCAGGACCUGAAUGUGUAGUAAGGCUGAACCAAAGGGGUUGUGAUGGGUGGGGUAGGAUUCACCUGGAACCUCCUCUCCGGUCCAGGAGGCACCAGUUAAGAUCAAAGACAGGACUGGGAAGAAGUAUGAAAGUGCAAAAUGUGUGUGGGGUGUAUCAUCCACUCCUAUGCCUUGUUGCUUCAAUGCUGUGAACACUUUCUGGGUUGUGAAGGAGAAGGGACAAAAUGAAAGUUGACAUUUUUUUACUAGGUUUACAGUGGUUGAUGUCAUAUGGCUUUAUCUGAAAAUUCAGCAAUUUGCAAUCCUGAUCUCCAAAUCCACAACUGACAAUACCUCUUGCCAUUUGGGAUCAGCAAAAGCAGACACAGAUAUGAAAAGCUGGGUCUUGACAAUGAAUUUAAGGGAGAUAGAUGUUGAAUGUGAAAUUUUCAGGUUAGUAAUAAAGCAGUUGCUACUAGGGAGAGUGGACAUUCACGUGAGGAGCUCACGGACACCUGCAAGCAGCUCCAGCUAAGGCACAUCUGAGCAUAGCAGGAAGUUUUGGGGGUGUUUUUGUCUCUCUCCAUGUAGCUAACUGAGUUUCUGGGCCUGCUCUUAGGGGAAGGCUGUCAUCAAAACUUGUUUUAAACAUAAAAUUGUAGCAUUUAUAUUUCAUUUAUUUUAGUAAAGUUCAAAAAAUCUGUACUGAAAUGAGGAAAUGGUAUGCUUUAUGAUAUAUUUAUAUAUAUAAAAAUUAAAACAAAAAAAGAUCAGCUCUUGAGAGAAAUGUUGAAUGUUUAUCUUUCCGCCUAGGUGCAGGAGUUCUGAAAAUUUGCUGCUGCAAAAUUUUACCCUUUGGUCAAAGUUGCUGUAUGCAAAGCUAGUACACGUGGGAUUUCUUAGGGACUUUACAAGUACUGUUGCAAAAGAAAAGCUGGAAAAGCUUUAGCAACAGGAGGCAUUAUGCUGACUAAAUUGGCAUUAAUCAGUCAUUAGCUACGUCUGCUUUGUGAUUCUGUUGGAGAGCUACCCAUGCAGGCAGUGCACGGUGUUGGGAAUUCAUGAGCUCGUUAGAGUAACCUUUGUCUGACAGGCAAAGUUGGCAUUUUGUCAAGUGACCUUGUCGAUGCUAAUCCCCAGUAGCCUUAAUUUAAAAUAAACCAAGUAAAAGAAGUCUGCUCUGCAGAUGAUGAUUAGCUAAGUACUAAUUAGAAGUCAUGAAUAAGUAGUUGAGCAUAAAUAAUCUUCUGUGGAACACUAGCUAGCAUGUACAAUAACUGACAGAAGCAAUCUUAUACUUCAUUUUUUCCAUACCAUUUGCUUUGCCAGGUGUGAAGGGCAAAGCACGUUAAGAGAAAAUAAAAGUAAAUUGAAAAUAACAUUGUUAAUCAGUUGUACUAAAAUUUUUAUGAGUGGCUAAUGACACUCAAUAAAUGUCUUCAAGUACACAUCUUUGUCUCAAACAAUCAUAAAAAUCCAGUUGAUUAUAUAUUUCCAUUACAUUCAUCAAAAUACUGAGCUGAGAUGGGCGUGGGAAAAUAAGAAAGCAAAGGGGGCCCAACCACAGACGCAAACAGAUUUUAAUAUCCAGCACUUUCAGGUGUUAUGAGCAACACUGGCAAGUUUUGCACCAAUUCUUCUGGUUGAUGAAAAUGUUCUCUUAUCUCCUUCUCCCAAAACUUAAUUAGACACCAUGUGCACAAAUCUAACCCUUUGAAGGACAGUCUGUGCCUACCUUCUUGAAGGCAAUUUUCUGCUUUACCUGGAGAGGUUCUGGCCCUCUCUCCCAUAUCCAUCACCCUGUGGAUUUUGAAAGUCAUGUACCUUAGGGUUGUUUUUCAGCAGAAGAAGCCUGGCCAGACUGCUGAAGGAAGGUCAGUGGGUGUGCACUGACCAACACACCGCUCUGCCAGCUGGGAAUGACCAGUGCCGCCGUUCCAUCACCACCCUGUGCUGGCAGGACAAGGUGACACCAGAGGAUCCCUGCCGAGCUUCCAAGCUCCUGGCUCAGUGCAGACACCCACGUCCAAAGCAGCCCAGACCUAUGGAAGCUGGCAUUUACUGAAGGUGAACUCAGAUACCUUCUACGGUUCCAUCUUCUUAAUGCUGACAGCAGUUGCAUGUGACUGAAGCUUUUAAAAUGUUGCCUUUUAUUUAAGUGACUGCAUACCACCUCCUUUCCAUUGUACAAGACACUUCUGGCUCAGAACCUAAUCUCUCAGUUUGUUUUUGCUCAGUAGUUUUGGGGUGUUGAGGCCAGGCUCACCUCCUUUGUUACUCCCGUACAACACGUGUUUGAAAGCACAACGUGUGCUGUGACCCCAGGCCAGCAGACAUGUAAUGCUUCCCACAGUUCACGAAAUUUGGAAUAGUAAGAAUUAGCUUACAGCUGCAGAGGGCAUAGCUGCAGAAAAUACUAUUGUAUAAACAUUUACAGAGUGAGCUAAGGUUAUUCUUUUACCUGACUACCACUAAUGAUUGGUAUUAUUUUAAAUUAUUAACAAUCCCUUUCUUUCUCUGCAUUGCAUGUACUUAAAGAGUGAUUUGUAGCUGAAGUUGUGAUGGGAACAUCUGCAGACCUCAAAUCAGCAGGACAGCAGUGGUGUGCUGUGCCUCAGAUUGAAAUUUUCUGCUUUGCUGUCAUUUGCAUUUGUAAUCAUAACUACCUUCAUAAAGCUUUUGAAGGCAAAGUGGUGUAUCCUGUAUAAAAUAGCAUAGUCAGUCAGACUUUUGAGUGAUUCAUUAGCAAUAACUCCACACAGGAAGGAUGGCAGACAGCACACACUAUUUCAUAUCACUUCUCAAUUUUGUAGAUGCAUUCUCUAGUUUUAUUUGCACGUGCAAGAGGCAGUCUUCACUGUGUGUUGUCCAAAGGAAUUAAUGAGUUCAUCUCACAAUCUGUAGAUUGAAGUAAUGGAAAAUGCAAGUCCCAUUUGUCUGGUGUUCCCAGUCAGUUUGUCAAACUCUGGGCCAGAAGAUGUGAAAUGGGGACUAUGACUUGUGAGUUUUGCAGUAGCCUCUCUUUGUUUCAGGAUGCAUUGGGAAGGGAAAGGGGAAAACAACCAUUUUAAAACCAGCAUAUAUGUUCUUGUAAGCACUUAGAGUUUGAGAGGGACUGAAGAAAUAUUUAUGUUUCAACAUUAUUUGAAGCCCUGUCAGUUCACAGUUCAAUGAUCUUCCUGGGGUAUCCAGAGCUAUGCUGUUCCCUUGCAGUUCCUAGGAGCUUUUAAGAUUUUUAUCUUCUUCCUGGGGCAUUCUGUCCUUUGUUGCUCUGUGUUACAAGGCAUGACCUCCACAUUUUCUGCUGCUUAAAACAGUAAGCCAGAAGUGUGUAAAUUUCGUAGCUGGAUGAGGUCUGUGUGCAGAAAUAUUGCACACCAGCACAGGAAGUAAUCACACAUGACCAAGUCCCCGUGGUUUGAACGCUGCCCCUGGGGGAUGAGCCCCAGGACUUCUCUCUUCACUGAUGGCAAAAGUGCAAUAAUGCGGCUUAGCUUGAUUUUCUUUCACUGCAGAUCAGGUUAAGUCGCAUUACCUUGCAUUUGCUGUGGGCAGAACCUUGUCUCAGCUGACUCAUGGAAACUUGGUGAACUGUGGUAACUUGAUGUUGAGCCCUAAUCUGCAGACUAAGCUGAGGUGAGAAGAUGGCCUUGGCCAUACAUCUCUGUACAUGUGAACCAGAGAACACGGUGACAAGUGGCAGGUCCCUGGGACAUGUGGCAGUGAGAAGGGAGUCUCCAGCCUCAGAACAAAUGCCCUAAGCUGAGCUGCCUCCUUCUUUUAAAACUCUCUCCUUUUUUAGCACUGCUGGUGUAAAAUGCAACAUGAUAGCAAUAUAGUAGGUCAGGAUCAAGGAGGUAUCUUUCAAGGGUUUCAUUUUGCAGUUUAGCCUACAAGUGCCAAGUGGAACAAUCAGACAAGUCUGAUUGUUGGCUGGACAAGUCUUCCUGUACACCAGCACCUCCUUUUGUCUUUCUCAUGGUGCUCCCUCGGUUUCCUGGCAUGGCAGUCCUGGGCUCAGCAGUUAGGUGUCGGGUACCUGGUGCAAUAACAGUGGAGAAGAAUAUUUCACCUGCCCUUUGCAGAAGUAUUUGGAUGCAUUAUUUGCUCUGUGUCUUACUAAGCAGGAUCUCAUGUAGGAGUCCUAAAGUGGGGAGACUUGGUUUUCUUGGUAUCACAGGCAGAACUUGUGCUUAGAAAUGCAGAGAAACUUGGAAAGUGCCAGAGAGCUGAGCAGUGCUCAGAGCUGCAUGCAGUUUGCCACUGAUUGUGCAGUAGGCAGAUAAGUUAAACAGCAGUGAUACAUCAGACACGUGGUGUGAUGUGUUUCGAGAUAGGGCUUGACUAGAAAUGGCACCUUCUAUAUGAGCAGCUCAGUCUGCUGUGUAUUCUGUCAGAGGCGCUGACAAAAUACUCUCUAAAAUUAAGCAGCAGAGCUGCUCACCGUACCCUGGCAGGCAUUGAACAAACAGCUCCCAGGAUGAACAUAAGGUUUUCCCUAAGUGCAGCUGAGGACAAAACAUUGCCUGUAGGAGUUCAUUCCUGGUCAUGGUAGAAAAGAAGAAGGGAAAGCUCCGUCGACUCUCAAAGCCCAAGUGUCAUUUUGCAGGCUAGGGACGGUGGAAUGAACA